Messenger RNA from Plasmopara halstedii, 307 nucleotides. RefSeq lists its product as uncharacterized. The transcript has a single exon. Bases 92 to 292 code for a protein of 66 amino acids. The record is from RefSeq and is a predicted model, not a curated record. Lineage: Eukaryota; Oomycota; Peronosporomycetes; Peronosporales; Peronosporaceae.
GUUUCUGUGGCAUUCAAGCAAGUAUCACAACUGUGUAUUUUUUAUUGCCGAUUAAAUUACAUUUUCUAUCUUCAACGUAGCUUGCUAACACAUGUUGCAUCUAAAAUUAGGUGAAAGAACCUCAACUUGGGUACUAAAGUCUGGUCAAAACGUUGAAGGAAUCAAGUUCCCAUCAUGCGCCACUAGCAUCAAAGGAAGCGACUUCCUGGCAAAAUCAAACAACAACUUUGACAGGAACGAUAUUCUGUUCUGCUCCGUGUCUUCUUCAUUGUGCAAAUUAGCUUGUAAAUAAGCUAUCGACGACUCA